Messenger RNA from Leucoraja erinaceus (little skate), 138 nucleotides. RefSeq names its product octapeptide-repeat protein T2-like. The transcript is spliced from 3 exons. The annotation marks the transcript as partial. Lineage: Eukaryota; Metazoa; Chordata; Chondrichthyes; Rajiformes; Rajidae. The record is from RefSeq and is a predicted model, not a curated record.
AUGGAGAGGGAAAGGGAGAGGAGAGCCAGGAAGGAAAGAGGGAGGAGAGAGGCAGAGGAGGAGGAGGAAAGGGAAAAGAGAGGGAGGAGAGAGAGAGAGAGGAAGGAGAGGAGAGAGGAGAGAGGGAGAGAGAGGAAA